Molecule: messenger RNA, 1200 nt
Organism: Betta splendens (Siamese fighting fish)
Lineage: Eukaryota; Metazoa; Chordata; Actinopteri; Anabantiformes; Osphronemidae
Gene: rtraf
Product: RNA transcription, translation and transport factor
Exons: 8
Coding region: 101-829 (242 amino acids)
Biological process (GO): tRNA splicing, via endonucleolytic cleavage and ligation
Cellular component (GO): tRNA-splicing ligase complex
Molecular function (GO): RNA binding
Source: RefSeq, a predicted model, not a curated record
AAGUGGCGCAUGCGCAGUAUUCUUUUCUAAAAAAUAACAGCCAAGCUAGCGCCCUGCUAGAGAAAGAAGUCAACGGGUUCCACCUAAAACACGCGUAGAAAUGUUUCGGCGAAAGCUGACAGCUCUAGAUUAUCACGACCCAAACGGAUUCGACUGCACAGAUGACUCACAGUUCAGGAACUGCGUCGUGUGGCUGGAAGACCAGAAGAUUCGACACUAUAAGAUCGAGGACCGAGGCAACCUGAGGAACAUCCACAGCUCGGACUGGCCCAAAGCUUACCAGAAGUACCUGCAGGAUGUGAGCUGUCCAUUCGGGGUUCCGGACCGGCAGGAGGCUUUGGACUGGUUACUGGGCCUGGCUGUGCGCUAUGAAUACGGAGACAAUGUGGAGAAGUAUAAGAACUGCCCAACGCUGGCUGCCUCCAGUGCCAGCGACCAAGCAGUGGACCCGCUGGUCAACCUGGACGUUAAUUCACCAGAUUUCAAAGCAGGAGUCACAGCUCUGGCCAACAUCCUCAAAAUACAACGGCACGACGACUACCUGGUUAUGCUCAAGGCUAUUCGUAUCCUGAUCCAGGAGAGACUUUCUCCGGAAGCCAUCGCUAAAGCCAACCAGAACAGAGAGGGCAUCCCAGUGACUUUAGACAAGCACGUCCUGGGCUUUGACACGGGAGACGCGACUCUGAACGAAGCGGCGCAGAUCUUACGCCUGCUGCACAUCGAGGAGUUGAGGGAGCUGCAGACGAAGAUAAACGAGGCCAUUGUAGCUGUUCAGGCCAUUAUUGCUGACCCCAAGACAGACCACAAGCUGGGCAAAGUGGGCAGAUGAGAGUGAGGAUGAAGAGAGCAGAGACUGAACCACAGGAGUUAUAUUUUAUUUUUGAUUUGAGAAAUUGGUUUGCAUUUUUUUCUCUUGCAUGACGUCAAACUGAUCUAAUUGGGAACUAGGAGCAUUGUGAGAAAACACUGACAUUUUAAGUGCAGCAUUUUAUUUACAGCAGCAACCAUGAAACGUGUUGCAUUUAUAUUUGCCCAUUUUUUUUUUGCUCAAGUUCUUAUCGUCUACAGAGACAAAGGCCGGACAGAGAAGACUCUGAAAUGCUGAAACGGUUUUCUUUCUGUUUUGUUCAUGAAAUGGUCCUGCUAAAAUGGUUUAAAUUAAAUACUGUGUGGUAAAACUCAUAAAUGCAGCUUAACAGA